GGAAAUUCCUCGAUAUAUUCCGAGGAUUUCAUUUUCCGUCGGAAUGUCCGUCAGAAUAUCGCUGUUUUCUUGUAGUGAUAUACGGGGGACAAUCGUACCGUUUGUCCCUCUACUCAGCCGGCCCUGUUUGAAGAGAGGAUCUUCUCUGGUUUGCUACCUAGGGGUACCUCUAAAACAAAGUUAUGGAAGCAAGGUUACCAACCAUUGCUGGAUAAUCUCUAACCGUUUCUCUAACUGGACAAUAAAGUAUAUGUCUUUCGCAGGACGUCUUCAACUGGUUCGGUCUGUAAUCUACUCUACGGUCAUGUUCUGGACCUCUAUCUUCCUUCUGCCUAAUAGGUGCAUGUGGAAGAUGGAGAAAAUGUACUCUGGUUUUCUGUGGCGACAAUGUAUCUAUCUUGGAAAGAGAGGAAUCAACGCCUCCAUAAUGCUUGCAGCAUCUAUCAUUGCAGAGAUCCAGUUUCUGCUUAGGGCAAAACUAGAUUCAUUCUCUCACAGCCAACAGAACCUGCUUUCUACAGUGACAUUCCUCUCUACCUAGUUCCACAUCUUCGAUUAAUUACCAGAAAAUUCUUUGGUUUUUUUGUAUUGCUUGUGAUAUGAGCUUUGGUUUUGUCAGUCUGGACUAUUUCAAUUUAGAAAAAGAAAAAGAUAAAAGUUUAAUCUUGAAUCUGUCACGAGUUUGAAGCCCAUCCAAAAAUAGGUCAAAUAAAUCUGUAACCGACGCAGCUGCCACGAACCAAAGUGCAAAGCCCAACCCCAACCGACAUGUAUGAUGGCAAAAGCGUAACCGACUUUAACUUGCUGCAUCUCGGCCGUUCAUUCGACUUCCUUCACCUCUAUUUAAGAAACGAAACCUCUUCAUCUUUUUUUUUUUUUUUUUUUCCUGAACAACAGAAACCUCUUCAUCUUUUAUACGGCGUUUCAGACAAAAAAUGAUCUCUAGCUUUUUUUUCUUCUAAUUUUAAUAUUAUUUCAAAACUUUUUGAUCAUCGAACUUUCAAAGAAAAUUCGACAACCCAAUUAAAUAAAUAGAGAAAAUCUUUACGAAAAUAUAGUUUUCUACUGAUUUGCCUCUAAGUACUUUUCGAAACUUAGGUUUAUUUUCAAUAAGUCAAUAAGGCAAUCUUGGGUAAGUGUUUGCGUCUUUGUGUUGUGUCUAAGAUGAUGAAUCCACUACUUCCUCCACCGUCGCUGAUGAUUAAGUCUCAGAUUCUGAGUCAGAGUCUGUUAUUAGGUCAAUCUCAGGGCUUGAACCAUUGGAGCAUGGCUAUGAACAAGCAAAAACAAGUGAUAAACAUGGCUCAAUCUCAAGCUAAAGCUAUGCUGAACAAUCAGCCUCUAAUGGUGAAUCCCCCAAACUUUAGCCUUAACCCUAAUUCGGUAAACCAUAAUAACUAUGGUCAUAACUGGAAUUGUAUUCCUAUGGUUCCAGGUGGUAACAACAGACUGUACAACGAUCAGAAGCAGCGACAUGGUUCAUGUUCAGCUUGUUACAAGCCUCGGGCUUUGAAUAAGCUUCAGUCUAAAAACAGGAAGUUUCACCUAAAGAACAAAUAUGGUAAUAGAUAUGUUCCUUAUGCUCCACGGAACACAAGCUCUUUUAUUAUCCGGGCGAAGAAAUCUGGUGGCAUUGCUGAUUCAGUGUCUCCAUCCCUUGUAACACCGUCGGUGUUGCCUUCCCCGAUGUUCUCUCCAUCGGGAGAGGUUUUGGGCAAUAUGGUAAAGGAGGAAUGGGGAGUUGAUGUGUAUGGAUCAAUGGAGGGGUUGGUUAAGCUGAGAUCUGAUGGUAUUCAUGAAUUAGAACCGUUUGAUGAAGAUGAAGGAGGCUCGUGUAAGAGUGAUGUGGAGAAGCAUGCAGAGGUUGAGACGAGACUAGACAAGGACUUGAGCCAAGUUGAGAUGGUAUGUCCGAAUGAUGGUGGUAGGUUUGAGUAUAACAAUGACUUGGAAAACCGAGUUAAUGAUCAGAUUAGGCAUACUGCUCAAUUAUCGAAUGGUGGUGGUAGGUUUGAGUAUAAUAAUGACUUCGAAAACAGAGUUGAUGAUCAGAAUAAGCAUAUUGCUCAACUAGAGGAAGAGAACUUAACUGUGAAGAGAGGUUGUUGUUGAUGGAGAGGGAGUUUGGUGAUUUUAAGAGAAGGUUAGAGUCUCUCGAAAGGCGGAAUAUGGUUGUUGGUGAAAAUGGUAAUGGGGAGGUUGUAGAGAAUGAGUCUGAAAGGGAUAGUCAAACUCAUAGCUCUAGUGCCUCUCCUAGUGGGGAGGCAAGGGAAAACUAUUUGCCUGCUGAAGAUGUUUGUAUGCAGGAUAUGGUGAGGGACGAGGCUACGGGGAAUGGAAUCAACAACACUGACAAGGGCAAGGUAGGUGAAGCAAAGAGUACAAACAGGCAAGAAAUUUAGGAUGAAGCUGAAAAGAAUUCUGCAGGACAGCAUCGUGAAGAGGCCAAUUCUGAUGUGGUUGGGAACUAUGGAAUGCGUAUAUGAUAUUUUCGCCAGGCAUUAUGAUUGAUGUUUUUCUCCUACGAUUUAGAUUCUCACUUUGAUCAAGUUUUUCUUACUUAUUUAUUUAUUUGGGUUUUUUUGCAAACUGUAACUGAAAUCCAAUUUUGACCAUAUUUGCUUUUUGGGUUUAACUAAUAAUUUCUUUGAUUUAGAAAAAAAUGUGCCAUAUUUAAAAGUAAAAUUUUGCAAUAUUAAAUUUGAUAUAUAGGGCUGGAAAAAAAACCUGAAUCCGAAAAACCAAACAGCAUCCGAUCCAAAAAAGUAGAACUAAAUCCGAAUCGAACUUGGUUAAAUAUCCGAACGAGUUCAAAAUUUAGGUAUCUAGGGAAACCAAAACUGAAUCCGGCCUAAACGAAGUAUUUUGGGUACCCGAAUGUAUCCGAAAUAAAUUUACAUACCUAAAUGUAUUAAUUUUUAAAAAAAUUUAACAAAUAAAAAUAUCUAAACAUGUAAGAUAUUUUGAAGUUGUCCAAAAGUAAAUGUUUUAAAUAGGUAAACAACACUCAGAACGCUAACUAAAUCUCUCCAACAAGGCUAGAGAGAAAGUCCAGAGAGAAAAAGUAGAUCCGAUCUUGGGUCCGGCGUACGGCCGGUGCGUGAGCGAGCGUGCCGUCGCAGGAGCCCUUCGCUCUUCCGUUGAAAAGUUUCCCUGCUUCCCCUACGCUUUCUCUCCCUAUCGCCUUGUCGGAGCUCUGGUCCAGGCCUCCUUCGUCGUCGUCACCUCAGGGAGUGAACCGGCAUCACUGAUGACGAUGCGUCUGGAGUAACGACGCGAUUGUAUGGAGGGUUGGUGGGUGAAGUCGGCUUGUUAGAUUAGGUUUCGUUUCCGGGAGAUGGCGGCUUCUACAGAUCCAUCACCGCCGGCUUUGUUCCCGGGAGGUGGAGGCUUCCUCAGCUCUGCUUUCGCCGGCUUUAGUCUCCGGGAGGUGAAGGUGUUCUUUGCCUUGCAUCGCCUUCCCUAGUUUCGUUUUAGGGUUUUUUAAUUUUUGGUUUUGCGAUUUCGGGUUGGUUUUGAUGGAGGAGCUCGCGUCGGAGGACGAUUGACGCUCUCCGGUGGUAUUUGGUGAUGGUUUGUGCGAAGCCUUCUUCUCGGUGUUGGUGAUUAAUGGUGGCAGAUGAGAUCUCGUCCUUGCGAUUGAUGCUCUCCGAAAAUAGAAUCUCCGGUUUUGAAGGCGUUUGCGGUGAAGAUGAUGUGGAGCUGGCGAGAUCUGGUGUGUCCCGGUGGAUCGAUCGAUGGAUGUUUCAUCGGGGGUUUUGCUUGAUGCGGGGGGUCGUCGUGGCUCGUAGCAGUGGUUCACGGGAGCGGCGGCACCCUUUUCGGUUUCUAGGGUUUUUUUAGUUGGGCUUUUGGACCUUUGUUUGUGUUUUUAGGUUGUUUUUAGUGGCUGACCUUGUAUCUUUUGGGCUUGUCCCAUUAAUUAAUGAAAUUAUUGAUGGAAAAAAAAGAUUUACAAAUAGCAUUUGCAUGUCGAUUCAAAUUUCUCGAUUUUGACAAUUUGAAUUUCUUGAUUUGUUAUAAAUAAUAAUAUGUAAUACUUCGUACAACGCUGAAAAAUAGCAACGAUAUCUCUUCAUUUGAUUUAAUUCUAAGAGUUGCCGAAACGAAGUGUAAAGUACAUAACUGAAGGAACUUAUGAUUUUGGCAAUUUUAAUAUUCUUAUGAAAAAUUGAGAUGGAAGCUAAACAAAAAAUUUAUUAAUUU
This is a messenger RNA of Brassica napus (rape), 4206 nucleotides long. RefSeq lists its product as uncharacterized. The record is from RefSeq and is a predicted model, not a curated record. NCBI's taxonomy places the organism in Eukaryota, Viridiplantae, Streptophyta, Magnoliopsida, Brassicales, Brassicaceae. The coding region runs from base 1165 to 2112 and encodes 315 amino acids. The transcript has a single exon.